CAAUACUGGGGAGGGUUGCCAAGUCUCGGUUUUCUUCGAGCGAGCGGACCUAGGGGCUUAAUGAUGGCGGAAGAAGGGGGGAUCGGAGGGAAAAGGGGAGGGCCUAAAGGGAAGCAGGGAACCAAAGGACAGAAGCAGAUUGUGGAGGAGAACAAGGCCACAAUUAAGUUCUACCUGUAUGUCAUAGCAGGUGCAAAUGCUUUGUAUCUACUUCCAACACUGUUCCUCUACUGGGACUCUUUCUCAUGGGUGACUGGGUGCCUGUUGGGUUUCGCCACCCUGGUGUACCUAGCCUCGCUCCAGUCCAUGCGGAGUAUGGCACGGCCGACGUACUCAGAGUCAGGCGCCCUGAUGGACGGUGGGAUUGAUCUCAACAUGGAGUCAGGCAUGGCAGAGCACCUGAAGGAUAUAGUUUUACUGACUGCCAUAGUCCAGGUCAUCAGUAUAUUCUCAAACUACUUCUGGCUACUCUGGCUGCUGGUGCCUGGUUAUGCCUUCUACCUGCUGUGGGUGAACAUCCUGGCACCCUGGAUCUUUGCACCUGCUCCAGAGGUCGAUGAAAAGAAAAUGAAGAAGAUGGAGAGGAGAGUAGGGAAGCAACGAUUUUGAAACAAUUGCCUAGUUAGAUACAUGUAUAAAGUUUCCAAAAAGUGUUACAUGUAUGUAGCAUCAUGUGUGAUUUGGCCAUGCAGAAGUAGAAUUCAUUAUCCGAUGUUAGUUCAUCUUUUAAAGAGAAAUAAAAAUGCUAAUAUGGUAGUCAUGUACUAUAAAGAGGACUGUUCUUACAGAAUACAUUUGUACUUUGAUCACUCUUACCUUAUUUUACUUAAUAUAGCCUAAAGAUAGCUCUCUAUAUAAACAGCACUCCAGAAAAGUGUCAUCUGACCAUUGAUUGUCAUCAAUUGAAGUACAGCAUAGAAUGAAUUUGUGUAGGUAUAAAAGUUAACUGCUAGUACAUGUAAUUGUAAAGAAACAGUUCUUGCUUGCGUAUCAACUACCGUACAUGUAUUUAAGUUUAGUCAACCAAAUAGCACUCGUGUUGGUACCACAUGCAGCUAACAGGCAUUAGAACAGGGUAUCAGCAACCUUUUUUCAGGGAGUUAGUUAAAGUAAAGGUGUGUGCUUACAUGGUAUCCUUCAUAUGGAUGAAUCAAUCUCCAAAAAAAUGAAUCUCCAAUAUGCAUUUGUAUGAAGACCAGAAACAGCUGAUAUACAUGUAGUUUUCUUAUACUAUUACAGGAAUAUCUGGCUACAUUUAACAGGAAAUAAACUACAAAUUCAGUGAUAAAAGACAUCAUCACAUGAAA
Messenger RNA from Branchiostoma belcheri (Belcher's lancelet), 1307 nucleotides. RefSeq names its product transmembrane protein 208-like. Gene Ontology annotation, cellular component: intracellular membrane-bounded organelle. The transcript has 6 exons. The record is from RefSeq and is a predicted model, not a curated record. The coding region runs from base 61 to 609 and encodes 182 amino acids. Gene Ontology annotation, biological process: vacuolar protein processing. Lineage: Eukaryota; Metazoa; Chordata; Leptocardii; Amphioxiformes; Branchiostomatidae.